This is a messenger RNA of Erinaceus europaeus (western European hedgehog), 1861 nucleotides long. Its product is annotated as cytochrome P450 2D14-like. The transcript has 11 exons. Lineage: Eukaryota; Metazoa; Chordata; Mammalia; Eulipotyphla; Erinaceidae. Gene Ontology annotation, cellular component: cytoplasm; intracellular membrane-bounded organelle. The record is from RefSeq and is a predicted model, not a curated record. Gene Ontology annotation, biological process: xenobiotic metabolic process; arachidonate metabolic process. Gene Ontology annotation, molecular function: iron ion binding; heme binding; oxidoreductase activity, acting on paired donors, with incorporation or reduction of molecular oxygen, reduced flavin or flavoprotein as one donor, and incorporation of one atom of oxygen. Bases 186 to 1685 code for a protein of 499 amino acids.
UAGUCUGGUCACCCCCCUCACACACUAUGAGAGGCUGAGAGGAGGACAGUGUUGAGGCCACAGCUCCAGCCUGCAGGUGACAUUCCCUGGCUCAGGUGACAGAGCAAGAUACAGGAGGCACAUGGGCUCAGGAGAGUUCUCUUAGGCCUGGAACUCAGUGCUGCCUAGUGAGCACCAAGGGAGCCAUGGUGCUGCUGAGCGGGGAAUGGCUGGGGUCCGUGGCCGUGGCCGUGGUCAUCUUCCUGCUCCUCGUGGACCUGAUGCACCGCAGAGCACGCUGGGCAGCUCACUACCCACCUGGCCCCACGUUUCUGCCUGGGCUGGGCAACCUGCUACAGCUGGACUUCCAGGACCUGCCGCGCUCCAUGGGCCAGCUGAGGCGCCGCUAUGGGAACGUGUUCAGCCUGCAGAUGGCCUGGACGCCCACAGUCGUGCUCAAUGGCCUGGCGGCCGUGCGUGAGGCGCUGGUGGAGCGAAGUGAGGACACCUCAGACCGGCCCCCUUCUACUGUGUAUGAGCACCUGGGCUUAGGCCCUCGCUCUGAAGGGGUCAUCCUGGCGCGCUAUGGACACGCGUGGCGCGAGCAGCGGCGCUUCUCUCUGUCCACCAUGCGCAACUUCGGGCUGGGCAAGAAGUCCUUGGAGGAGUCGGUGACUGAGGAGGCCUCCUGCCUCUGUGCCGCCUUUGCUGCCCAGGAUGGCAGCCCCUUUCGCCCCAAGGAGCUCCUGAACAAGGCUGUGAGCAAUGUGAUCUCCUCCCUCAUCUAUGCGCGCCGCUUUGAGUAUGAUGACCCUCACUUCCUCAAGAUGCUCGAUCUCAUGGAUGAUUUCCUGAAAGAGGACUCUGGCUUCGUCCGUCAGGUGCUGAGUGAGAUCCCUGUGCUCCUGAAAAUCCCAGGGAUGGCAAAAAGGUUCUUUCCAGGGCAGAAGGCCUUGAUGGCCAUGCUGGAUGAGCUCAACAGCGAGAACAGGAUGACCUGGGAACCAGACCAGCCACGAGACCUGACUGACGCCUUCCUGGAUGAGGUGGAGAAGGCCAAGGGGAACCCUGAGAGCACCUUCAACGAUGCGAACCUGCGCAUGGUGGUGGCAGACCUGUUCACUGCGGGGAUGGUGACCACGUCGACCACCCUGGCCUGGGCCCUCCUGCUCAUGAUCCUGCACCCGGACGUGCAGCGCCGGGUUCAGCAGGAGAUUGAUGAGGUGAUAGGGCAGUCGCGCCCACCAGAGAUGGCAGACCAGGCCCACAUGCCCUACACCAUGGCCGUGAUCCAUGAGGUGCAGCGCUUUGGGGACAUUGUGCCACUGGGAGUGCCUCACAUGACAUCCCGGGACACUGAAGUGCAGGGCUACCGCAUCCCCAAGGGCACAGUGCUCCUCACCAACCUGUCAUCUGUGCUGAAGGAUGAGAGCUGCUGGAAGAAGCCCUUGCGCUUCUACCCUGAGCACUUCCUGGAUGACCAAGGCUGCUUUGUGAAGAAGGAGGCCUUCAUACCCUUCUCAGCAGGCCGCCGAGUGUGUCUGGGGGAGCCCCUGGCACGCAUGGAGCUCUUUCUCUUCUUCACCUGCCUCCUGCAGCGCUUCAGCUUCUCGGUGCCCACAGGGCAGCCGCGGCCCAGCGACCACGCGGAGGUGGCUUUCCUGUCGACCCCAGCUCCUUACCAGCUCUGUGCCAUGUCCCGCUAGAGGCACCAGGUGAAACCCCAGAUAGCUUCUGGUGUUGGCCCCCGGUGCUCAAUAAACCAUCUGUGCCUCCCACUGGAUGUUUCCUGCAGUGAUUGGACCUCAGCUGCUUGCAUCAGGCCACCCCUGCCCUCCUCAUGUAUCUGUACUAACAGAGAAUUUAUAUAUAUAUAUAUAUU